This is a messenger RNA of Penicillium paradoxum, 447 nucleotides long. Its product is annotated as DNA-directed RNA polymerase II subunit RPB4. The transcript is spliced from 3 exons. Gene Ontology annotation, biological process: transcription initiation at RNA polymerase II promoter; positive regulation of translational initiation; nuclear-transcribed mRNA catabolic process, deadenylation-dependent decay. NCBI's taxonomy places the organism in Eukaryota, Fungi, Ascomycota, Eurotiomycetes, Eurotiales, Aspergillaceae. Gene Ontology annotation, molecular function: translation initiation factor binding; nucleotide binding. Gene Ontology annotation, cellular component: P-body; RNA polymerase II, core complex. The coding region runs from base 1 to 447 and encodes 148 amino acids. The record is from RefSeq and is a predicted model, not a curated record.
AUGAGCAUUCAACUCCCCCCACCUACCCACCGCAAGCGCGCGCUGCCCCAAGGUGAGCUCGAAGCUGCCUCGACACUGAAGCUGGGCGCCGAUCAGCACACGCACACCCUCUCCCUCUCCGAAGCACGACUCGUUAUUCACAAGGUGUUGGAGAACAAGCGGCGUGGGGGCAACAAAUACGAAGAGCCAGAGAACUUGACCAAGACUUUGGAUUACCUGGAUGUGUUUGCCCGUUUCAAGGAUGAGGAGAAUAUCAAGGCCGUUGAGCGGUUGUUGAACUCGCACACGGAACUGGAGAUGUUCGAGCGGUCACAGCUGGGGAGUCUGUGUUGCGAUAAUGCCGAGGAGGCCAAGUCACUCAUUCCUAGUCUCCAGAACAAAAUCACCGAUGGAGAUCUGCAGGAAUUGCUAGAUGAGCUGACCAAGCUCCGCAACUUCACCGAGUAA